This is a messenger RNA of Ostertagia ostertagi, 1974 nucleotides long. NCBI's taxonomy places the organism in Eukaryota, Metazoa, Nematoda, Chromadorea, Rhabditida, Trichostrongylidae. The record is from the annotation of a GenBank genome assembly.
AUGUUAGGGCGUUUAUGCUUACCGUCUUGCUCUGCCACAGUAUCCAGAUCCAUUCGCAAACUAUCUGUACCCAACGAAAAGACGCUGCAAGCUGUAGUUGUUGACGUUGAGGAAGCUGGGCCUCGACUUGAUAUUUCAGGACUCAAGCCUCGCCAUCGGGAAAUUGAGGAGGAACAAGCCAUUGGACUUUAUCGAGAAUAUGACUUAUGUGUGAGGGAAAUGAAGGCACUUAAGCAAAAGAAGCAGGCCAAAGAGGCGGCUAGGAUAGCGGAAUUGGAAAAGAAUCUCGAAAAAUAUCCAGAAGUGCUUGCCAAGUACGAAGCUUCGCAGAUCAAGGCGGAAAAGGAGCGUGAUGAAAAGGAGAUUGCGCUGGAGAAUCGAAUACGGGAGAUCCAAGAAUACUUUGGCUAUUGGAUGGAUCCUAAAGAUCCACGGUUUGAAGUCAUGCUCCAACAAAAGGAACUGGAAGAGAAAAAGGUAAUUAGUGGCGGCCAAGCAAGCACGGAGGGCGGAGAUGCAGAAAAAGAAGAUAGCGGAAGUAGUUUAAUGACAGCUAUUUGUCAGUCGUUAAUGUCCACAUACCAACAGCCUUCAACUUUCCUAAAUUUUUGUCACAUCCUUUUGAGUAUACUCUUGAGACGGUUAUGCUUUUUAGGCAUGACGGAUGUGACGAUGAGCCAAGUAGAACCAGCGGCUGUUCCGUGCUCUACGAAAAAGCCUGCGGUGCCAUCAGUUGAGUGUAGUCUGCAUCCACUUGUCAUUAUAAACAUUUCCGAGCACUGGACGAGGAUGCGAGCGCAAAGUCGGGACAAAACUGCUCAGAAGGUGUUUGGAGCUGUGUUGGGUAAAGUCGAUGAAGGUCACGUCGAAAUGGUGAAUUCGUUCGAGUUGCGAAUGUUCACGCUGGACGGUCAUUGCAGGUUUAAUGAAGAAUUCUUACGUCAAAGGCUCAGUCAAUAUAAAGAGGUGUUCCCGGAAUUAGAAGCUGUUGGUUGGUAUUGUACUGGUUCAGAUGAUCUUGAGCAAGACGAAAUUUUGUUGCAAUCUCUCUUUGCUGUAGCCAUUGACUCCCCAUUGCUAGUGAAAUUGAAUCCAACUGUAGAUUCACAAGCAAAAAGGAAAGUCCCAGUGAAAGUGUACUACAGUCGAGAGACGCCUCUUGUUUCAUCAGGACAUGAACUUGUUGAAGUUGAUUGGACGUUGAUUUCUGAACAAAGUGAACGGAUUGGGAUCGAUCACAUCGCUCGGUUGUCGCAAACAAAGACGAAUAUUCUCGGCUCAAUCACUGCUUGGCGCAGCAUAGCCACCGUCCCUACGCAACAAAUGAAGAAGAAGUCCCAGCGAGCGACCGCUUCGGCUACUCCUGCAGCUCCUAUAGCUGCUGAUGUCGGAUCAAAUCAUGAUGGUGAGCUGGUCUAUCAUCGAGUAUUGCGGGUUGACCGAGAAUUCGUCAUGUGGCUACUGCAAGAACUCAGGCCGAAAAUCAUCCCUAGGUCGGGGAAGUAUAUUUAUAAACCAACGAUGAGUCGAACGUGUUGUCCUCAGUACACGAUUAGACUCGAUUCGACAAAAUUCGUGCUGUCGCGAAGCCAACGACGGGUCCUUCGCCAAAUGAAUGAGUUUUUGAAAAACGGUACGAAGCCCAGGAGUCGACAAAAGGAGGAGACUCCACUUGAGAAUACCUCAUCAAAGACAGCACCACGGAUCAAGGAAUCUGGUGAUGUCAAGUCUUCUUCGCAGAAGAUGGUUGAUAAGUCCAGCAAUCCGGUUCAGAAGAAGAAGGAAAUUCGUCGACAACGAUGUUAUGCUCGAUGGCGUGCUAAGGGACUAGAUGAGGAGGAAAUGAAACGAAUUAGAGCUGCUAAGGAGGAAGCACGACGAAGAACGGUCGAGUCGUAUAUUUUAGAACCAGAUGAAACAUGGAAACAUAGACUGGAGGUAAUUACAAAGAAAUAUUUUGAAUUUCAACCGAGA